Dioscorea cayenensis subsp. rotundata (Guinea yam) is the source of this 722-nucleotide messenger RNA. Its product is annotated as vascular-related unknown protein 1. The transcript is spliced from 3 exons. Gene Ontology annotation, biological process: xylem development. Bases 127 to 618 code for a protein of 163 amino acids. The record is from RefSeq and is a predicted model, not a curated record. NCBI's taxonomy places the organism in Eukaryota, Viridiplantae, Streptophyta, Magnoliopsida, Dioscoreales, Dioscoreaceae.
UGCACGUUCACUUGCAAGUCUUUUGUUGCAACUGUAGAGUUUAACUUCCCCAACUCCCUCUUUGCCCCACCAUCUCCUCUUUUUUCUUUCUAUAAAUAUCAAUGCAAAGUUCUUUCUUCAUCUUCAAUGGAGAAUUCAAUGAGCUCUUCCUCCAUGAACAGAGCUCUGUUUUCUAAAGAAGCCAAGAGUUCAGAGGAGAGUGGAUGGACGUGGUACUUUGAAGAGGAUUUCAUGGAGAAAAGAGAAGAGGAUGAUGGAAACUCUUCAGCUAGUUUCUGUUUAUCUUCUUCAAUGGUCUCUGAUGCUGCUUCUUAUGCUGCAUGGAAAUCUUCAGUUCCUGUUGAUGGUGUUUGUCAGAGUUUGAGCUUCAAGAAGAGAAAAACUAUAGUGAAUUUGGAUGAUGAUUCUUUAGAAGAUACUGCUAGUUCUCCUGCUAAUAGUCCUAAGCAGGUUAGUGAGUUGAGCCAAAGAAGGAAUGAUGACAAGAAGGAUGAUGUUUCAGAGGAGAAGCAUGAUGUGAAUGGAUUGGAUUUCAUUGAGAGCACAAAUGAAUAUACAGAGUUGCAGAAAAGAGGACUUUGUUUGGUUCCUUUGUCCAUGUUUCUGAAUUACAUUUGAUGAUGCAUUUCACUGAUUUAGAAGUUGAAUGAAUAUCUGCAGAAAAAAAAAAAUUGUAUGAUUAUUUUCUUUGCAUGUCAAAGCUACAAAUGUAUUUAUGCUGU